AAUGCCGCCAAAAAAGAAAAGGGAACCAAGGCUCCAGAGAAAGUUGAGGAGGAUCUGGACCCCCUUCCGCAGCCGCCAAACGUUUUUCUCUACGUCCAGCUGGCUAACAUUGAAAAUCUGCCGGUUUCCGGCUAUCCGCUGGAGAUUCACAUUAGCCAGGACGAGAGUGUGAUCGUCAAAUGCGUGGAACACUACAAUGUAGAUGGAAUUAUACCCGAAGCAGAGUUUCUCUCCAAGCCUACCUUCACGCUGAUCUUCCAGCAGGACAAUGUGGAUCGGAUGAACAUUGCUGCCGAUAAUCCGCUGCUUAUCCAGUUGUACAUGCGCGUGAUUCCGCGGGCUCCGACCAUGGACACGGACGAGGAACAGUUCUUCGUCGAGGAAGAAGUGGAGGCGGAGUCCGAUGUGGCCCUGUCUCUGAAGAGGAUCAUUGAGGUGGAAGAAGAGAUCCUUUCAAUGGAGCCGGAAAGACUGGAGCUGCUAAGUGUGGGCUACCUGGAUGUGAUCAAAUUGUUCGGUCACCGGCGGAGCAUGAUCAUCGAACAGCUCUUUCUGUACCCCAUGCCAGAUGUGCCCGACGAGCUGCGCUCCACCGUCCAUUCGGAAUGGCACCUGUACACUCUCCUGCCGAUUGCCAAGGAGCUCUCUUUCACCAACAUGGCCUUUGUGACAUUCGAGAGCAUCUACAACUUGUGGGAGGAGUACCAACUGAAUGUGGAGUCGAUGACCGUGCGAUUGAGCUUCCGCUCCAGGUUGCAGGGCGAUCGGAACGACUUCCAACUUAUCCCGCUCUGCGAGUUCAGCCAUCUGGAGCGAAAGAUCAUCAGCAUGCAGGACGCCCACCUAGUAUUUGAGUCGUUUCGCCGCUCUAUGGAUGUGCCGAACGUCACUGGCUUGAAGACCGGCCUUCACUUGGAGAUGUUUAAGCUCUUCUCGGGACUUUCAUGCACCGAAGGAAUGACGGUGGCCUUUUCUGGUAUCGAUCUGCACUACGAUGAGGCCCUUGUCUGCAACUCCUUCCACCGCUACAUUCUCACCCAGAACAUGGCCGAUGCUCUGUCGCAAGCUGUUAUAUGUCAGCAGUAUGUGAUAGCGGUAGAUGUUUUUCAAACUAUUGGAUCUGCUAAGCCCCAAAAGGUUUUCCAAGGAGUCCUGGAUCCAUCCAUAAUGGUAUUCCCGGAAAUGCAAAACAUGAGGUUCGCCGUCCAACUGGAAUAUUUGGGAAAGUUGAGGCCUCCUACAAAGAACCAGACCCAAUUGAGCCUGGGCAGCGCAAGGCGUACGAUGAGUAAUUCCAAUCCUAACCAUCAACCCACAUUCGCCAUCAUUAGGCUGUGUUUUCUGGCGCCGAUCGGAGAGAUUUACAAUGAGCUGAAGGUGUUCCGCGAGAGCUUUGUCAUGCAGAAUCGUCUUCUCUCCUGCCACCAUCCGUACCAGCAGAGUAAAGUGAUGCCACUGGCCGCCAUCCAGCAAGAAGCCUAUGGCCGUUUCGAGUCGUUUGUCCGCGGCUGCAUCAGCUUUAUUGUGGAAAAGAAUGUGAGGCAAAUAGAGGAUCGCAAGCAGUACUUUUGUUGUGCCGUCCAGAACCUGACGAACAUCCUCUUGAAAUUGGUGGGCAGUGUGUACAACACACGAAUCCCAACAAAGACCAGCGCGGAGUUUUCGAAUCUCUGCGCCUUGGUAUACAAUGAACUGGAGCCGCGGAUCUAUUCCCUGGUGGAGCAGGCUCAGAACGAAGGCUUUGAAAGUUAUGCGACCAAAAAGGAAGUGCAGAUCGCUCGGAUCAUCGACCACAUGAACGCAAUCAAACUGCUGAGUACGGUGAAUGAUGAGCCUUUCGCGAGCCUUUUACUCGAGAAGAUUACCGGAGAGUUCCCCAGUGAAGAUGGCUUCCAUUUCUUCAUGCUUAUCGCGCACAUGGAAAGUGGCGAGUACGACAAGGCGAAGGCGUACUUCACCAAGAGUCACAUGGCGGACAACCACGACUAUUUAGCGGGCUGGAUUAAGUUGUAUAUCAACUACGUGGACUCACGCGAGAAUCCGGAAACCGCGGCCGACUGCACCGAGUGUCUUCUGCGGAGCAUAGAACUGUUUGCAGAUAUGCAUCCGCACCAACAGGAGGCCUGGAUUCUUCUCUACUGCUAUUACAAGCAGUUCAAUUACGAGCCUGGCUGCGCCUACGCCCGCUGGCGCUUCGAGGAUCAGCGGGUGCGUACCCAGUACACCUUUCCCUCGGUCCCGGAAAGCAUUUGGAGCAUCUACCUCCCCCUUGAGCCGAGCUUUGCAUCCCCGAAGGGCAACUUCUUCUUCCAAGUCUUUAUGAGCUUUGUGCGCUUGGGCCUCUACGAGUUUGCAAAGGUUGUCUUCGCCAGCGUGGAGCAUCUAUGUAGUGAAGCGGAUCGAUACAUGAUAAACACCCAAAUGGACGUCCUGCUCAACCAAUUGGAUGGAAACUUGAAGCUAAAAACGUUCAAGUUCGGAGAUGGCGAUCAAGCAAGUCAAAUGGCUGCUCUGAAUGCACAGGUAAAUGGAAAUGCUGAGUACUUCAGAGGGAACUUGGAGGCGGCGGCUCGCUACUACGAAACCUGCCUGACCCUGUCACCUACAGAGGGGAUCGAACGCGACUGCUUUCAAGUGAGCAAAAUCCGGCUGGCCUACAUAUCGUACGAUAUGGGCCAAUAUAUGCAGUGCCUCCAGGCGCUGGAGGGACAGUUCAUGGGUAAACUCCUGCCCCUGGUGACCAACUACCUAAUGGGCAAGUCGUACUAUAAGAUGGACAACCUGGAGAUGGCCCGUGAGUGCUUCGCCAACAGCACGAGGGGAGAAAGCCAUAUACCAAAUGUGUGGGGCUUCCUGGCGCUGAUAAACUUGCGACUAGGAGAGAACUUUAAGGCAAUAGAAUGUUGGAAAUAUGCAAAGAUAGAGCCCAGCUAUGGCAUUAGUGACCAAAUGAUAUUCGAUGAACUGGAAGCCAUCGACUAUGACUCCGUUGACUUGUAUAUAGACAGACCGGCGAAGAUCCCCGACUAUAUCGUGGAGGAUACCCAGAGCAUGUUAUGACCGAAAUCAAUCAUAUUAUUUGUAUAUAUAUUUUAUUUGUGUAUGUUUCGAGCGGAGUGCGGUGAGUGCUAGAGAAUCCAUAAAAUCCAACAUUUCAUGUGGCA
This is a messenger RNA of Drosophila serrata, 3164 nucleotides long. RefSeq lists its product as uncharacterized. NCBI's taxonomy places the organism in Eukaryota, Metazoa, Arthropoda, Insecta, Diptera, Drosophilidae. Gene Ontology annotation, molecular function: protein binding. Gene Ontology annotation, cellular component: extracellular exosome; motile cilium. Gene Ontology annotation, biological process: cilium assembly; cilium movement. The record is from RefSeq and is a predicted model, not a curated record.